CUGCAUCUACUACCGCCCUAACCAAUGCUCUCUCUGACAGCAUGCAUGGUCUUUCUUUCCCUCUCUAAGUUUAAUUUCCAUACAUAUCAUGCAUGGUCUCCAAUACAUCAUACGUCAAGAUGGCAAAUGCUUUAUCAGGUCAUCCAUCAAAACGAUGCUAAAACCCAAACUCCCGAAAGCCAAACCACCUCCCCUCCUACGCCUCCCUCCAAGAGCCCAAGAAGAACGACCUCACCAUCACCACCGCGUCCUGAGCCUCUUGAAACAAUGCGAUUCCCUGCAUUCCUUCAAGCAGAUCCACUCCCACAUGCUCACCUCCUCGAUCCAGAAGCCGAACCACCUCCUCUCCAAGCUCGUGGUGGACCUCAAAGACCUCCCCUACUCCACUCUCCUCUUCUCCCAAAUCCCCCACCCCAACGACUUCUCCUUCAACCUCAUGAUCCGCGGCCUCGCCACUUGUUGGAACGACCACUCUCUCGCCCUCCAUUACUACCUCCGCAUGCUCAAAUCCGGCGCCAAGCCCAACCACUACACCUACCCCUUCGUCCUCCUCGCCUCCGCGAACCUCCAAUCGUCGUACCACGGGCGAACCGCCCACGCGUCCGUCUUCAAGGCCGGGCUCGACGCGAAUGACCACGUCCAGCAUUCCCUGAUCACCAUGUAUUCGAGGUGCGGCGCGGUGGGCGCCGCACGUAAGGUGUUCGAUGAAAUCUGCCACAGGGAUAUGAUCUCCUGGAAUUCGAUGAUUUCGGGGUACGCUAGGAUGGGAUUUGCAAGGGAGGCCGUCGGGUUAUUCCGGACGAUGAGGGCGGAGGGGUUCGACCCGGAUGAGGUGACUCUGGCGAGCGUCCUGGCGGCGUGCGGAGACCUCGGCGACCUGAGCUUCGGAGCGUGCUUGGAGGGCUUGGUGGAGGGGAUGAAAUUGGAGCUAAACUCCUUUGUCGGGUCUGCAUUGAUUGAUAUGUACGGCAAGUGUGGGGAUCUCGAGUCUGCAAGGAGGGUUUUUGAUGGUAUGGCGAAGAAGGAUUUGGUCGUGUGGAAUGCAAUGAUCACAGGGUAUGCACAGAAUGGGAUGUCCCAUGAAGCCAUUGCAUUAUUCCACGCCAUGAGAGAGGCAAGGACAGAGCCGGACAGGAUCACGAUGGUUGGGGUGCUCUCGGCAUGCGCAGCGAUUGGGGCCCUUGAGCUGGGCUCAUGGCUGGAUGCAUACGCUUCGCGAGAAGGAAUUCACCGCAAUGUAUAUGUCGGCACGGCCCUUAUCGACAUGUAUGCCAAGUGCGGAGAUCUGGACCGAGCAGUCCGGAUCUUCGAUACGAUGCCGCGGAGAAACAUAGUCUCAUGGAAUGCCAUGAUCUCCGCCCUUGCCUUCCACGGACGAGGCCGAGAAGCAAUUUCGCUCUUCGAACGUAUGAGGAAUGAGGAAGGAGCAAUCCAGCCAAAUGAGAUCACUUUUGUCGGGAUUCUAUCUGCGUGUGUGCAUGGGGGGCUCGUUGAUGAAGGCCGUCGGUGGUUUAAUUCCAUGGGAUCGGUGUUCGGACUUGCUCCAAAGAUCGAGCAUUAUUCUUGCAUGGCGGACCUUUUAGCGCGUGCUGGGCUCCUGGAAGAAGCAUGGGAAUUCGUUGAGAAGAUGCCGGAGAAGCCUGAUGCGGUUGUGCUUGGGGCUCUGCUUGCUGCUUGUAGGAAUUGUAGGAAUGUGGGAGUUGGAGAGAGGGUUAUAAACAAGAUUCUGGAGUUGGAUCCUUCGAACUCCGGGAAUUAUGUGAUUUCUUCUAAAAUUUAUGCGGGCUCGAAGAGGUGGGAUGAUUCAGCGAGGAUGAGGGGGUUGAUGAGGGAGAGGGGCAUAAGCAAAACCCCUGGUUGUAGCUGGAUUGAGGUUGAUGGCCGAGUCCAUGAAUUCCAUGCUGGUGAUGGAUUGCACUUAAAAGCUGCGGAGAUUUGUCAAAUGAUCGACAUACUGGUCGAGGAGAUGAAGAUGGAAGGAUACAGCCCAAACGCUGACCUGUUGUGAGGAAUCAUUAUGGGAUUGAUCAAAAGAAGGUAUUGCCAUCUAAUGCUUUGAUUGAGAUUUGUACUGUUCCAUGGAUAGCAGUUUGAUCGGUUGAUUGGUUCUUUCAGUUUGCUUGUAUUCCUUCAUGUUUGCAGGUGGCCAGACGAGACCUCUUGGUUUUGGAGAAUGAGGUGUCCUCAUAUACGGGUCUUCUCAGGAAAUUUUUUGAGCAUUCUAACAGGCAGAAGCAGCAGCCUUCAGUGCAAUCACAAGGAGCCUUACAGAGACUAAGAACAAUUUCACAAAUAUAUAUCAUUGGCAUCUAAAGCUCCUACCACGAUGAUCGGCAUCGAUGAUAUGAGGUGUCGCACAAAUGAAUGGAUGCUAGAAGACAGCUAUCACCUCUCCACUCCAGCUCCAUUUCUAGAUGAACGAUGAGAUCCAUCAUCUCAAAUAUCCUGAGCAAACGCUGCAAUACCGCUGCAUGCAUUGUGUAGGGGGUCUGGCAUCUGCAGAAUUCUCAUAAAAAUAAAAAUCUCCUAAAAGCACACUGGAGAUAAAGUGUCAAGGAAUAAUAACAUUCCCAAUGAACUCAUCAAUCUGUCCAGCGUUCACGAUGAAGAUCUAAGAAGUACAAUUUAACAUGUAAUGCUAAAAAAUGAUAAAACACUGUUAAAAAUGUGUUCUAUGCAUUUGAUAUACAGGGAUGUGUGUUAUGGAGAGAGAGAGAGAGAGCAAGAGAUUGCUGUCAUGUUGCUCUACUUCUCUUCCAUUCAUAAAGUGUAAAUGUUUCAUCAUCUGGGCUUCCUUGCAUGUGCAAAAUAUAUGCUUACAGAA
Messenger RNA from Phoenix dactylifera (date palm), 2824 nucleotides. NCBI's taxonomy places the organism in Eukaryota, Viridiplantae, Streptophyta, Magnoliopsida, Arecales, Arecaceae. The record is from RefSeq and is a predicted model, not a curated record.